This is a messenger RNA of Vicia villosa (hairy vetch), 6517 nucleotides long. RefSeq lists its product as uncharacterized. Gene Ontology annotation, biological process: root development; shoot system development. The record is from RefSeq and is a predicted model, not a curated record. The transcript has 4 exons. NCBI's taxonomy places the organism in Eukaryota, Viridiplantae, Streptophyta, Magnoliopsida, Fabales, Fabaceae. The coding region runs from base 4926 to 5801 and encodes 291 amino acids.
CAUUGGCUAUCUUCAAAGCGUAUUGUUCACUUGAACAUACUAGUUAGUUACGUGGCAACAAGUCCAGGAACUAAAAUAAAACACUUUACCAAAACAACAAUCAGAGGGAAAAUAAAUGGAUAAACGUUUCGUCUUCCUACUGCUGCUGAAAAUUUUUUAGUGCGUUAUGAUUUUGAUAACUGGAGCAGCAAUCUCUAUGUUUUGAAGAAGAAAACCGAGCAAGUUGUGUUUUGGAGAGGGAGACGAUCCUGUUUCCAUUUCCACUUGCAAAGCUUUGUAAACCGAAUCAACACCAACAAGAAGCUUCCAUCUUCUCUAUCUGUGAACCAAGCAAGGAUUGUAUGCUAUAGGCUAUAGCCGUAGUAGAUUUUGAUAGUGAAAAUGGUGAGAUUUGUAAAGAUCAAUUAGCUUAAUACAACUCCUCUGUGCAAGGAUUCUUUUGAAUGCUAUAGCCAUGGUAUAUUUUGAUCCAGAAAAUGGUUUUGCUCAAUACAGCACCUCUGUUGCAAGGUGAGUACAUAUUCAUGUGCUAUGUUUGAGUUAAAAUUCAAUUGUCUCGGUGCUGAUUCGUUUCAUCAGAAUAAAAUAUUUUUGGUAACUGGGCUAUUUUUCUACUGUAAUGUUAUUUUUUGCUGUAUAAUAUUUGCUUGUCAUAGUUGUACUUUCUAGUCUCACAUUGCUAAAGUGAGAAAUUUGAUAAGUUUGAAGUUAUAUAUAAAGGAAGCUUAUUCUAUAUUAGAUUUUAUCUUUGCGCUUGGGGCAAUGACGCAGCUAGUGAGGUUCUAACCGAGGCGCGUCUAUUGCUGGUUGAAAACUAUUUCCAAACCCCCUCUAGUCUUGGGUUCAACUCAAGCCUUUGAGAAUUUCUGGAAGGACUCCCUUUGGGGUAAAGUCCUAUAAUUUUAGUUCAAUAUUUAUAUUUGUUCUAAGAAGCCCUGCAGACUAAAAAUUUUAACUUGAAACAAAAUAAAAACUGAGAUAUGAAUGGUAAGAUUUGAUCUCUGUUUAUUUCAUAACAAGAACAAAAGAUGUACAUAUAAAUAAUUGUUUUAAAAAAGAAUCUUGUUGAAGCCAUAAAUCCUUUACCAAUUUCUUGAUAGCUUACAAAAGAAUCCUGUUGAAGACAUAAAGCCUUUACCUUGUUAGUAUACAGACACUAUUCUGUUACGAGGUGAAACCAUUAUUUCUAUGGCAGUUGCAAUUGUAUCUAUUAUUGCUGUGAUAGUUUGUAAAAAUCAAGGGGCAAACUUUGUAUAUUUAGAUUCUAAUGGAGGUGGUGUAAAAACUAGUUGAUUCCUUGCAUGUGAGUAAAUAGAUAGAUACAUACAGCUUACAAAAGUACGAUGCAAUGCAGCUAUAAUAGUGUGCAGUAUGUGAUGCUAAGUCCCGCAUCGUAAUUGUUAGAGUGAAUAGUACGGAACAUGAGGUAUAAAAAAGAACUGUGUGAUACAUUGCAACAUACUUACCUGGAUGGGGUCAAUGGAUGAUCAAUAAGAUCCAUGGCCUAGGCAAGGGACCUCCAUUGCACUUAGGAGGGGUGCUAGCUAAGGUCUACCCAAGUGGUGGAGUCUCCAUCAUAAUUUGUUGCUGUAAUGUUUCUAUUAAAAUUCUAAAUCACUAUAUAGUUAUUGGGAUUUCGGGUCCUUUACUCUUCUGUCUCAGAAUGAUCCAAAAUUGCUAUUAAUAUGAAAGCAAACUACUUUUAGGAGCUUGAAUGUUAAUGUUAGGCUUAGAAGAGGGAAAAGGACCUAAAAGCACAAACAACUAUAAUCUUUCAUGUUCUAUUUGGGAAGAAAGGUAAAUAAUAAAAUGCCAUUCCUUUUUUAGAAAAUCAUGUUUUCUUUUUCUGGGUGUGUUCUCUAAAAAAUUUGUACUUGAUGACGUUAUAAAUUUGUUGCAAAAACAAAAAGGUAAAAACGGUUUGAGUUUGUCAGACUUGUGUUCUGGAGGGCACAGAAUUACAAGCCUAUAGUAUAGAGAAAACCAUAACAGUACUUGGAGUCCAAAGACAUCAAUGGGGCAAGUGAGGGUUUGGUUAAUGUAUCAGAUUCUUGCAGUCAGGAACACUUGUGGAUGAGAAGAUUUCAGAGGAAGAUAUGGAGUUGUCUUCUUCCCAUAGUGAAAUCUGAUGUUUGGCAGUAGCUCAGUGUAGCUCAGUCUGUAUACUCUAUGUGCUUACACAUUUUGGUGAGGGUGUUGUAUAUCUUCUUUCAUUGGUGUUUAUGUUAACAUGUGUGAACCUUUUAACAAAGUUAUUUUAGUAUAUAGAAACAAGCCUACAAUAUCCCUUAUAAAAAGAUUGAAAUUCUAUAUGACCAAUAGGAUUGUUAUACUUUGGGACUUUAUGCCUAAAUAUGAGGGAGUUAUUGACCAAAGAGUUUGUUUUUUUAAUAAGCUAGUGGUCUAUCUUUUUUGUUGUAAAAAACAAUCCGCCAUUAGGCAUAUGUUGAAUGAAAUAUUUAAGAAUUUCAAGAUAUUACAUUCAAAUAUUGACUAUUAAAAAGAGAUAGAAUUGUAGAGAAGAAACUUAAAAAAAGAAGAGAAAAAGAAAAGAAACAAAAAACAAGAGAAGUUUAGUCUACAAAGUUUGGGGUCAAAAUCAAGCAACCAACAAAUGAAAAAAACAACAAAAAUUAUGGCUUCGCCCAGGCUCGAACUGGGGACCUUCAGUGUGUUAGACUGACGUGAUAACCAACUACACCACGAAACCACAUGUUAUUCAACUCACAAUUGCCCAUAUACUAUCCUUAAUAAGUAAAUCAACCAAUUUUCAAAUAUCUCGUAAAGCUGUCACUACUACUAUUGCAGCGUUGCAGGUACUUUUAAUUUGAUUUCAGUUUUGUAACAUUUUUUUAAAUCAAAUACUAUUAUUUUAGUUUCAAAUAUGUUCAGUUUUGUAUAUCUUCUUUCAUUGGUGUUUAUGUUAAACAUGUUAAGUUUAACUGUUUAUCGUACAUAGAUGCAUAUAACACUAAGGUAAAUUCUCUGUCUUCUACAGGAUUGUUUGGUAUGCUAUAGCCAUGGUAGGUUUUGAUCAUGAAAAUGUUAAGUUCUUAUGUAAUGGUCUUCUUAGAAUUGAAAGACACAGUGCAAGCCUAUAGCAUAGAUCCUGUUCAAGUAAGGCCUUGCCUAUUCGUGCUCAGAUUUGGAUACAUAAAUGUUUUAAGUAUUGUUGCGCUUAACCGGUGUGGGUGUAAUAUAAUGGUUCUGUCAUAACUUGUUUGGGUUUAUAUAAAAAAAUGCUUCAAUAAAUACCUUAACCUUUCUAGAUUGUCACCAAGAAAAGCAGCAUUGGUGAUGUUACCAUUUCAGCAAGCAGGCCAGCUUAUCAUGAUUAGUACUAAUAUUUUAUUUUAAGUUGUCAUAUGGAGAUUUUCAUUAAAAAUUCCAUGGUUUUUGCGACGAAAUUUUUGCAGCUCAGAAGAAUUAUGCUUUUGGAUUGAUAUAGUGUUAUGCAGAAUUAAAUUAACUGGUGAUAUGGGUCAGGUUCUAAACAUUUAGUCAUUGUUGUUUAGCAGCAGUUUGAUACACUGAUUUGAAUUGAGCUGUGAGUAGCUGAUGAGUGCGCUAAGCUAGUUGUUAACUAAUGUCCACACGAUACAUUAACCAUAACAGUACUUGUAGUUCAAAGACAUUGAUGGGGCAAAUGAGGGUUUGGUUAACGUGUCAGAUUCUUGCGGAGUGAUUUUUAGAGGCAAAAACCUUUUCACUUAAGGAAAAAAAACCAAUUGAUGGAGCUGUUCAAGCUUAUUCAAGAGUCAAGACACUUGUGGAUGAGAAGAUUUCAGAGGAAUAUAUGGAGUUUUCUUUUUGCACAGUGAAAUCUGAUGUUUGGCAGUAACUAAGUAUGUAUACUCUAUGUGCUUACACACUCGGUGAGGGUGUUGUGCAUCUUCUCUCAUUGGUUUUUAUGUUAAAUAUGUUGAGUCUAAAUGUUUACAGUGCAUGCAUAACACUAAGGUAAAUCCUCUCUAUCUUCUACAGGAUUGUUUGGUAUGCUAAAGCCAGAGUAGAUUUUGAUGAUCAUGAAAAUGGUGAGGUUUUUUAAGAUGGAAAGAUCAAUUAGCUCAAUACACAGCUUCUCUGUUGCAAGGUACAUAUUUUUUUAAAGGAUUGUAGAUUUGUUCCACCUUGUACUUCAUUAUCAGACAAGUCAUGCCGGUCAAGAAGAUUUUUUAUGUUGGCAAAAUGAUAUAAAAUGGCAUUUUGUGCCAAACACUGUGUACUAGUUGACAGACCAUCAUGGUAAUUAAAUGGAUUUGAAGUGUAUAUAAUCUCAAUAGUCAAUUUGUUUCUAAUAUAAACAAAGAGUGUUGUUUUUAAUUUAGAGCUUCUGAGGCAUCUAUAGACAACAGCAGCAAUAAUUUAAUAACAAUUUACAUUUGGUAGAGUAAAAUAAGGGACAAAUUGGUUGUGUAUGCAUGAGUGCCAUGUUAUCUAAGAAGUAUUAAGCAUCACCAAAAUGUAUAAUUAAAACUGAAAUGAUUUGUGUAAUGCGGCAGCAGGGGAGACAGACUAAUUGAUGACUAAUGUGGCCAACACUAGAAAAACAUGCCAACUAUAUUCAUCAUGAACCAUAAACAAAUUUCUAUUUUCAAUAUCAUAAGAAUCUUGUAGAAUAUCACAUGCAAUACCAUAAACAAAUUCACAAUGUUAGAUAAACAAGUAACAAGCUUACCAUAUUCAAAGGAAAAUUCAUGCAUGCACCACAUGCUCUACACUAUGAUUAACAAGUGCCACCUAUUUUAUUUCUUUAAUGAAGGAAACUAAUAAUUAUCAACCGUAGCUCUUAUAUAAAGAGAGAUUCAAGAACUUGGUAACAUCAACAAACAUUGAGUUUUACAGUUAUUAGAAGAAGAAACAACAAACUAAAGAGAAAGAGUUUUACAGUUAUUAGAAGAAGAAACAACAAACUAAAGAGAAAAAUGGAAAACAAGUACCAUGUUCGUUCCAAUAGUUUUCCUUCCCAAUCUCAUCCAAGCUCCACUAGAAUAGAACAAGAGAUAAACAACAUAAAGACUUGGGAAGCCACAUCCACAUCCACAUCUUAUUCUAUUACCACUGGUCUUUCUUUGCUUCAAGAUUUAUAUAUUUCAUUGGAAGAUCUUCUCAAUAUGUCAUCCACGCAAAAUAUUAUUUCUCACCGUCAAGGUGAGAAAUGCGUUGAAGAGUUGUUAGAUGGUUCGGUGAAAAUUUUGGAUGUAUGUGGCAUCGCAAGGGACACCGUGUUACAGAUUAAGGAAAAUGUUGAAUCACUUCACUCUUCUCUUAGAAGAAGAAAGGGAGAUUCAAGCAUUGAAACAAGUGUAGCCGAAUAUAAAUUCUUCACAAAAAAGAUGAAAAAGAAUGUCACAAAGUUGAUCACAUCUUUAAAACAUAUGGAAUGUAAAUUUGGAGCUUCCUCACUUUUGAAUCAAGAUCAAGACUUUGCUGUUGUUGUAAGAGUUCUUAGAGAGGUCAUAGUAAUUAACAUCUCCAUAUUUCAAUCCAUUUUGUCUUUCUUGGUUGGAUCUGCAUCAAAGUCAAAGGCAAACAAAUGGUUUAAAAUGGCUAAAUUAAUGCACCGGAGGGUCGUAUCAUGCGAUGAGAAUUUGGAGAAUUUCAAUGAAUUGGAGUGUGUGGAAGCAUCUUUGAGAACCCUUUCAAGUGAAGGUUGUAAUGUUUCUAAGAGGCAGGAUGCACAUGAAAGAUUGGAAGCUUUGGAGAAUGCAAUUGAAAGAGUAGAAAAUGGUUUGGAGAGUGUAUUUAGGCAUUUGAUUAAAACAAGAGUAUGUCUUUUGAACAUCAUGACUUUAUCAUAGGAUCUUCUAAGAUUGAAAUUUUUUGUAGUCAAUUUGUAUAAAAAUAUAUCAUGUAUACAAUAGAAAUACAAUCAAAUAGAAACAACACAUUUUUGUUCUAUAUUUCUUUCAUACUAUUGAUGGUGUGGGAAGCUUGUUCCUCGUUUUGGCAUAACAAAACAAUCAAAAUUAAGGAAAAAAACAAUGUUCUAUUGAUCACUGUAAUACGAGCAUUAUGACUAAAGGACGGCAUAAGCACAGAAUAAAAAAAAUCAUAUGGCAUCCUCUUAAUAUAAUAAAUGAGUAAAUUCAAAUAAAUAAUCAAAUGAAUAUAUUUGUAAGUUAAAUUCAUUAUGCAUGUACAAAUAUUUAAAAUAUUUUACAAGUUAGAAUGUCGAUGUUCUUCCAACCAUGAAGAACGUUAGAUGGCGUAGAAAAGUGAGGGAACAAAAUUCUAAAGGUCUCAAUUGAGAAGGAGUAAGAAAAUUUAUUGACCAGCAUAUGCGUUUUUUAUUAAGGACCGAGGCUGUUAGGGUUAGUGAAAUUCCCUUAUAGAGUUCACUAAAAAAUAAGGACAUUUUCGAACUUAUAGAGUUCAUUAAAAAAUUCCCUUAAUAUUUGUUAUUUUAUGUAAAACAACUAAUACACUUUGUAAUACACCGUUAACUAAAUUUUCGUUUUCUUACAAUAAUAAUUUUAAAAAAAAAUAUAUUAAAUUAUAAGUAUCAAUAACUUGU